This is a messenger RNA of Auanema sp. JU1783, 1485 nucleotides long. The record is from the annotation of a GenBank genome assembly. NCBI's taxonomy places the organism in Eukaryota, Metazoa, Nematoda, Chromadorea, Rhabditida, Rhabditidae.
AUGGACAAUUUCACUUCAAUCCACGACAUUGAUGAAGGUGAUGAAUUUCGUCGUUCCAUUGACACUAAAUGGUCAUAUUUUAUAGAGAAAUGGAUUUAUGGAAUAAGUUUUUUUUUGGGUAUUUUCGCUUUCCUUUAUACGUUCGGUCGAUUAGUUAGAAGUAAAGGCAAAGGUCAAAUAUGGGCAGCUCGCUUGCUUUCUUAUAAAAUCAGUUUAACUGUUGCUGAUGGUAUUAUUCUAUUCAUUUACGCUCCUGUGCAACUUUAUUGGAUAUCCAACGUUUGGUGGAGAGGAGGUGACACAUUGUGUGGAUUGUAUAAGUUCAUUUCAACAUUUGGCAUUCAUUUAACAACGAAUAUGCAGGUCCUAAUUGCAUAUGAUCGGCUGGCAUUUGCUGCCACCAUGAGGACAUUAAGAUCCAAAAGAAAUCGUAACGAGCCUUAUAACUCGCGAAUGUUUCUGAGCCUUGUGUGGGCAAUAGCAUUACUCUGUUCAGCACCGCAGUAUUUUCUUUUUUCGACAGGGAAAGUUCAUUUUGGGAAUUUUAAUGAUACAAAGGAACAGUGUAUAUCCAUAUGGUUUCGUGAACGAAGUAGAAUAUUUGAACAGAUGCAGUCGUGGCGAGAUUUUGAGUAUUUUGAGCAUCUGAAGCAGAACGAAUCAUCCGAACUAUAUCUGCCGGACGGAACUCUCGCUUGGGUCGUUAAGAAACCUGAUUUCAGCAAAGAAGCUCUCGCUAUCGAGGACUCCUUCAUGUAUUGGCUAGAACAGUUUUUCAACUUCAUUCAUCUGGCGACUCUGAUUGCAAUUCCUUACGCGCUUGAAGCGACAUUUCUCUGGGGGACGGUUAGUAUUCUAUCGAAAGCAGAAGGUGGAACUUUCUCUUCUGUUUCUGAGCUGCUCAAGGCAAAUUGCUGCCCAUGUUGGUGUUGGAACUUAAUGCGAGAAAGAAUGGCAGCUUCUGCUGUGCGUUCUUCUUCCGUUUGUGGGCCUUCAUUAAUUCAUCGGUCGUCGUCAGCUUCUCUAGACCGACCAGCUGUUUAUCAGAUGUCGUCUGUGGCACGUCAUGGGUCUUUAGUUAAGAAGAAGCAAAGUAAUGGGAUUGGUAGCGUUGAAAGAAGCAGUAGUAAAAAGCAUCACGAAGUGGCGACAGGCCUCCUGCUGACGAGAGAAAUGAGAGAUCGUUCCGCCAGUUGUUCCAACGUCGAUGACAUUCUCAACGUUCAGAAUCGAUUACCUAGAGAAGUUCAAACGAUUAAAUCUGACACUGUCGUGGUCCAAGCUCCAUGGAAAGCCACAGUCUCAGCUGCGAAACUUCGUGCGCGAAAGAAAGCGAUUUUCAUGGUCGUAGCAAAUCUGAUUCUCUGGGGUCCAUACCUCUUAUUGGGAAUCAUAAGUGCGGUGAUCGUGUUCGAUAGCUAUGUCCAUUUCCAAUUCGUAAGUGCUCUAAUUUGCUUCAAUGCUAUUGUUAAUAUUAUUUUGUAA